AUGGCUUUCCCUAUGGAUCAUAUUAUCCAUCUUUCCGCUCCAGGAAUGUUGCGCAAUACAAUCUCAGAGUUUGAGAAUAUGGGGUUUGAAGUCUUGCUCGGCGGCAAGCACGCAGAUGGAUUGACCGAGAAUGCAUUGAUUGUCCUGGAUGACGGAGUUUAUAUCGAAUUGAUCCAGUUCAUUAAAGAGGUGGAGGAGUAUCCCGAAGGUUCGCCCGAGAGACAGGCUCGGACAAGCCAUUGGUGGGCUUCGAUGAAGGAGAAUGGAUGGAUAGAUUACUCUUUGGGAGACUUGACAAGUGCAUCGGACGUUUCCGUGGCGGCGGCUAUCAAUCACAAGGCCGAGAAAGAUAAGGUGCAACUCCGCUACGACGAUGGGGUUGAAGGUGGAAGAGUCAAACCUAAUGGGGAUAUUUUGCGCUGGUUGGUGACCUUUCCUGCCAAGCAACACAAACGGGGCGGAGUGCCGUUCUUUUGCAAGGACCUAACUCCGAGGGAGAGGCGGGUGCCCUGGUCCCCAGGGAGCGCGGGUUCAGGCUCAGAGGCAAGGAGACGAAUCGCGGCCGUGACGCUGAUGACCAGGCGCGAAUCGUUGUCCAAGCAUAUCGAAGAGAUUAGGACUGCACUGGGAAUAUCACCGAUGCCUGUACAAGACAGAGCCCCAGGCGCGGUUUGGAUCCUGGACUCACCGGGAGCGCGCCAGUCGGUCCGACUUGAACUCAUCUCAGCGCAAAGUGCCGAAGAAGUUGCCUGGACGGAAACUGUGGAUGAUAUUGGCGUCUGGGAGGUCACAGUCCACGGACGACGACCAGAUGAAACGCAGGUAGAGAGCCGUAAGACAGUUGGGCGUCUCGGGUGGAUUUAA
This is a messenger RNA of Serendipita indica DSM 11827, 864 nucleotides long. The record is from the annotation of a GenBank genome assembly. Lineage: Eukaryota; Fungi; Basidiomycota; Agaricomycetes; Sebacinales; Serendipitaceae.